Gilbertella persicaria is the source of this 1883-nucleotide messenger RNA. RefSeq names its product Alpha/Beta hydrolase protein. Gene Ontology annotation, molecular function: hydrolase activity. Lineage: Eukaryota; Fungi; Mucoromycota; Mucoromycetes; Mucorales; Choanephoraceae. The record is from RefSeq and is a predicted model, not a curated record. The coding region runs from base 85 to 1833 and encodes 582 amino acids. The transcript is spliced from 5 exons.
AUUUUACCGGUUUCUGUAGCAUUAUUUUACACGCUUUUUCUUUCUCUUUCUCUUUUCUUUUUUUUUAUUUUAUUUUCUUUUAGUAUGGUUCCAAAAGGCUUUAAAAAGAUAACAAGAGUAGCAGGAAAGCAAAUAGAAUAUAUGUCUGAUACGACAAGUUAUCUCUUUUCUAUGAGCAGUCGAAGUCUUGUUUCUGUCUCUAGUUCGAAAGAAGAAACCAUUCCUCAUCCAAGCAAAGACAGUUCUGCUAUGGCCAAUGCACUUUUAUGGACAAAUUUAAUCCCUCCUAUGCCAAUCAUUGCAUCAACAAUGUACCGUCAUUAUGCCAAAGGACCACCUGCCAAAUCUUGGACCCUUGCGACUGAUGUAACCAUAGCUAUCAUUCGAGACUUUCUGCAGAGAUCGAGUAGAUUAACAGUAGAAGAUCUUCAAAAAAUAAGCACGACGAAAAAACUACCUGUACCACAGCAUUUGAAGAGAAUCAAAUUCACCGUGCCGAACUCAUACCGUCAAAGGGCAGGCGAAAUGAUGACCAAACAACUUUCGAAAAUGGAUCAACACUAUAUUGCUUGGAAUUGGGAAAAAGAUAAAGAUACAGCACCACCUCUUAAAGGAGAAUGGCUGCAGGCAAAAGGGAACCCUUUAGAACCGUCCAAAGAAAGCACUAUAUUGUAUUUGCAUGGUGGUGCUUAUUAUUUAGCAUGUUACGGUAUUUACAGACAAUUUCUUUCAAAGAUCAUCAAGUAUUCUAAAGGAAGAACAUGUGCCAUUGAUUACAGAUUAGCUCCUCAGCACCCAUUUCCUGCUGCAGUAGAAGAUGCAUUAGCUACCUAUUUAUAUCUGAUAGAUCCUCCUAAAGACAGUGAAGUAGAACAACCCGUCGAUCCCAAGAAGAUUGUGGUUGCUGGUGACUCAGCGGGUGGAGGACUUACAUUUGCAUUGUUGAUGGCCAUUCGAGAUGCUGGAUUGCCUGCUCCAGCAGGUGCUAUGACACUUUCACCUUGGAUGGAUUUAACACAUUCUUUACCUUCCAUUUUAUCCAAUAUCAUGACAGAUUACUUGCCACCAAUUGGUUUCAAACAUGCUCCCUCUGUUGCUUUAGAUUAUGCUCAACUGCCUGCUCGAGAGAAAGAUGUCGAACUUCUUGAGAAAUUAGCAAAAGAGGCCGAGACAUCUGACAACAAAGAAGAAGCACAAAGACAGUCCAUUGGUCCUUUUGGUGAAUGUGUUCCUCUCAAUGGCUCAGAUAUACAUCGUGUACAAUUCUAUGCAAGCAAUGAAGCACUGAAAGUACCUAUGGUCAGCCCUAUUUUUGAUAGAAAACAACUUCGAGGAUUACCAAGGCUAUUGGUGCAAUGUGGCACUGCAGAAAGAUUACGAGAUGAAUCUAUUUAUUCUGCUCUCCAGGCAUCCAACACAUUUCCUGGCUCAACAAACACAAAAAAUGAACACGAUAAUACCCAAGUGACAUUAGAAAUGUUUACCGAUCAGCCCCAUGUAUUUCAACUUUUGUUCUCGAACAAAAGUACUACUCAAGCACUUAAAAACUUGGGUGCUUUUGUACGUGAUGUUACAAAUUCACCUGUGCCUUUUGAAUACAAAAGAGGAAAUAAUCCUACAAGCUACUUGAUAGAUGAUUCCUUGACUGUCAAACGUAUUUCUCCCGCUGGUCAUGUAUCUGAUACGAAGACUGAACUGUUGAAACAGUUGACAAAAGAAACAUGGCAAGAUUGGGAGAAUAGACUGGCUAGACCUAGUCUUAAACAGCGCAUGGAUGAAGUGGCCUUGGCUUAUGAAGAAUGCACUAAAAAAGCUUUGUCAUCUAUUCCUUAGAAGCUUCUAAAUAAACCUGUCUUUACUAAAAUGUUCAUGUAACAUCAGAC